Messenger RNA from Diprion similis, 2122 nucleotides. RefSeq names its product ATP-dependent RNA helicase dbp2-like. Bases 142 to 1917 code for a protein of 591 amino acids. Lineage: Eukaryota; Metazoa; Arthropoda; Insecta; Hymenoptera; Diprionidae. The transcript is spliced from 8 exons. The record is from RefSeq and is a predicted model, not a curated record. Gene Ontology annotation, molecular function: RNA helicase activity; RNA binding; ATP binding. Gene Ontology annotation, cellular component: ribonucleoprotein complex; cytoplasm; nucleus.
GGGAAAAUAGCAGUCGUAUUAUAUGUGAAUCUGAGCCGUUUUUUACUGCACAGUGAACCACACUAAAUUUCCUGCGCCUGUGCGCGUAUCUGUAAUCAGUAUUAAUUAACAAGAAAUCGUGAUAACCUAAUAAGAAAAAUAAUGGGCCGUUAUCGAAGCCGUAGCCGAGAAAGGGAUAGGAGGCGCAAAUCUCGCAGCCGGUCCCGGAGCAGGUCGCCUAGGGAUCGACGUGGCUGGGGAGGACCUGGCGGUGGGGGAGGAGGUCCAGGACGUGACAGAGGAGGCGGUGGAGGCGGAGGUCGGGGCGGCAGAGGCCAGCCUGGAGCAAAUCUCCGAAAGCCGCGCUGGGACUUGAGCCGUUUAGAACCAUUCAAGAAGGACUUCUAUGUGCCUAGCGAUGUUGUACAACAUAGGGAUCCACGUGUCGUCGAACAGUACAGAAGUGACAAAGAAAUCACCCUUAAAGGAAGAAAUAUACCUAAUCCUGUAUUCACGUUUGAAGAAGCUGGAUUUCCUGAUUAUGUCCUGAAAGAAGUCAAGAGGCUUGGAUUCAAAGAACCGACAUCGAUUCAAGCCCAAGGAUGGCCGAUUGCUUUGAGUGGGCGGGACAUGGUGGGAAUAGCCUCAACUGGAUCAGGAAAGACCUUAUCUUACAUACUGCCCGCCAUAGUGCAUAUAAAUAGCCAGCCUAAGCUAAGCCGCAAAGAUGGUCCUGUAGCUCUAGUCUUGGCUCCGACGCGGGAAUUGGCUCAGCAAAUACAGCAGGUUGCUGACGACUUUGGUCAUUCGUCAGGCAUCAGGAAUACAUGUUUGUACGGAGGUGCGCCGAAGGGUGCACAGGCUAGGGAUCUCGAUGGGGGUGUAGAAAUUGUGAUUGCAACACCCGGUAGAUUGUUGGAUUUUUUAGAAUCCGGUAGAACAAACCUGAAAAGAUGCACAUAUCUAGUACUCGAUGAGGCUGAUAGAAUGCUUGAUAUGGGAUUUGAGCCUCAAAUUAGAAAAAUUAUAGAACAAAUUAGACCAGAUAGACAAACGCUUAUGUGGUCUGCAACAUGGCCUAAAGAAGUAAAGAAUCUGGCCGAAGACUUUCUUAAGGACUACACGCAGAUAAACGUUGGCUCUCUGCAGCUUGCGGCUAAUCACAAUAUUCUCCAAAUUAUUGACGUAUGUCAAGAUUACGAAAAGGAGAACAAACUUAGCACAUUGUUGAAAGAGAUAAUGGCCGAAAAUGAGAACAAAACGAUAGUUUUUAUUGAAACCAAACGCAGGGUGGACGAAAUAACUAGAAAAAUGAAGCGUGAUGGCUGGCCUGCAGUCUGUAUACAUGGGGACAAAACACAACAAGAAAGAGACUGGGUUUUACAAGAUUUUCGAUCUGGCAAAGCACCGAUACUAGUAGCCACUGAUGUAGCAGCAAGAGGUCUUGACGUUGAAGACGUUAAAUUUGUCAUCAAUUUUGACUACCCUUCAUGUUCCGAGGACUACGUCCACAGAAUCGGCCGAACAGGUCGAAGGCAGAAGACUGGAACUGCCUACACCUUCUUCACUCCAAACAACUCGAACAAAGCAAACGAUUUGAUUCAAGUAUUGAAAGAAGCUAAUCAAGUUAUAAAUCCUAAACUACUGGAACUCACUGAUAGCAGAGGUGGUGGUAGCAGCGGUGGCGGUAUAUUUGGAAGGCAUAGAGGAGGAAGAAGCAGGUGGCGUUCUAAGGGCGGAGGAGGCGGAGCAGGAGGAGGAGGGAGAGGUGGAAGAGAUCGCAGUUUCUCCAGGAGUCGAAGUCGCAGUCGUAGUCGUGAGCGCAAUGGUCGAGGAGGAGGUCGUCGGAGCUACAGCCGAAGCUACUCCCGCAGUCGCAGCCCCGUAAACAAUCGCACAGAAGUUAUUGGAAAGAGUUACUGGAGCAGCGAAAGAUGAUCUCUGAUGAGCAGUUCAUAACAAAAUUAUUGUGACAUGGGCAGCUCUCAUAAUUCCGCUUCUACUUGAAGAUGACGAGAAAAAGAUACGGUGUGAAAUGAAUAGAAUAAAAUAUAUUUGAUAAUGAGUUGACUACUGCGGUGAACGAAUGUGCGCGUCACAUAUUUUUAACUGUCGUAAUUUAUGAAGAAUUAUUGAUUCAAAC